This is a messenger RNA of Paramuricea clavata, 10191 nucleotides long. Lineage: Eukaryota; Metazoa; Cnidaria; Anthozoa; Malacalcyonacea; Plexauridae. The record is from the annotation of a GenBank genome assembly.
AUGUGGGUAUUACGCAAAUACCAAGGCGGUGGCAGUUCGUUACAGGAUUUAGCUUUGUGGUUGUUGCGGUCAGGGUUGCUAUGGUUUUUAAGCAGAUACAGAAGUAAAACACAAUAUAGGGCGUCAUUGGAUUAUGACAAUUAUUGUUUGAAGAUAAUUAAAACAGUUAAAUUAUCAUAUUGGGCAAUUGGUAUUAUGAGAUUUGCUAUUGUUCAAAAAAUGCGGUAAAGUCGAAGAGUGAAAUUAGCAUAUCGCAAGGUUAUAUUGUAUUGAAAAUACUCUUGAACUAAUUUAGUUACAUGGUGUAAAAGUUUGAAAAAGAACAGUUUAAUUUUCACAUUUGAUGACUGAUUUGCGAAGCUGAGGCAGCUCAUCCUUUUCAAAUAUGUACGAAUUGAAAUUGAAGUAAUAGUGAUCAGCUUUUCGUUUUGACUUUUGGUCUGAAAUACUGAUCAACUUUUGUUGUUUAAGGGCCAGAAAAAAAUUAUCAUAUUUGGCAAUGAGAUUCGCUGCCCAUCUUGUAAGGCAUCACACUGUACAUAAUUAUAUGUUGAAAUCGAAUGCCUAUUGCCUUAUUGGGUCGGAAAUAUAGUGAUUAAUACUGAUAAUUGUACUGUAAAUGUACGAAAAUAUUCAUAAUAGAAAAGUGUUUGUAAUGGCAACUUGAAAAAAGUUAAAUUAUCAUAUUUGACCUCUGAUAUUUGACAGUAGAUUUAAAAAAAAAAAAAAUAUUUUUUUAAACUUUUUUACAAGACGAUAUAUAGAGUAAUGUAUUAUAUAUUUUCUUUAUUCCUUUGGCCUGGUAUACACUGUCGAAGUUUCUAUGAUCACAGUAGGAAUUUUGCAUAUAGGUGGUGUCCAAGUUUUGAAAGAUUUGUAAGAAAUGUUUGAGGGAACCGAAUCAGUGUUUAACAUUAAGUCGCGGUUUGUCCAAACAUUUCCUACAAAUCCUUCAAAAACUUAGUCUUAGAAUUUGCCCAUGCAGAAUUCCGAUUGUGAUCACAGAAACGUUUAUAGUGUAAACCAGUCUUUUCUAAUGAUUUGAUUUCUUUUCUUCCAAGUGGAACAUCUUUACAAUAUUAAUUUUUUAUAUAUUCUUUCUUUCUUGGGGUUAAUAAGGUCAAAUAGCACAAUGUGUCAAUGGCAAGAGUUUGCAUCUGUUUGCUUAUGUAAACCCCCUCAUGACUUCCUGAGAAUAUUGAUUUGAUUAACUGUGUUUGUCAUAUCAAUUUCCUGCUUCGAGUAUAAACGAAAUUUUUGCAAUCUAUUGUUUAGUGGAUUUUAGUAGAUCGAUUUGAAGCACUAAUUAGGCUGCAUGGGUUACACUAUCAAAGUUUCUGUGAUCACAGUAGGCAUAUACAUGUAUUAUUGCUGUAUAAGGAUAUAAACAUAUACAGAGUUUUAAAUUUUUCUCAUCAGUGUAAAAUACGUCAUAAAUUUAUGAAUAAUAUGUGGCUUAGUUUCAACUUACACGUAAUUAAUAAAAUACAAAGUUUGGAAACUCGAUAUAUGGUUUUACAAAACUAAACGACAAAACACCAUCUCAUUGUCACCCAUGCAUAUACACUGGGAACAAAUGUAUGUGAAAUGCAUUGUAUGAAAUUUGCAAUUGCACUACUAAAUCCAUCCAAUAGUAUAUCCAUACUAUUUCGAUACUAUAUCCAUAGUAUGAAAAUAUACAAUUAUUAUGGAUAAUCAAAAUCCAUUCUAUUUCCAAUAAAGGUCCAUACAAUCUCCAUUUUAUGAUCUUCUAUGGAUAUUCAAAAAUUUUUGCAGUGAUAGGUACAAGUUUUUGUACUACUUGUUCAAAAUUCAAAAUUUAUCUUUUCUUCCAAAGCACCAAAUCUAAAACGAAACCGAAAUGUUUUGCACUUAUUGCGAUAAGUAAAAACCAAAACAACAUUGAGAGCCCAAAAGUCUGGUCAAAGUGGCUAGAUGAGUAGAGGGGCAAGGUCAGCUGAGCUCCGUAUAAAAUCAUUUUUCCCAUGUAAAAAGUUGGUAUUUCCGUUGAUUUGAAGCAGUGUUGACAGGCAGUAUUGAACUCGUGUUACGGUGCAGUGUGGUGGCAUCUUGGAAUGCAUUUUUACGUGGGUGUACUUCCAAGAGGGGUCAUUUCGAACACAAUUACGAAAUAUCUGAUAUUCGAGCAACAAUCCUUGAUGUAUUCUGCCUCAAGCUUUACCUUGCCCUGUCGCGAUUGUUGGUGAUAUACGCAAAGGCUAUUUUUACUUCGCCCACAUUAUUCCAAAAAUCGAUUCAAAAAUAAUGUUGCCGUCACAGUGCAUCGUUGACAUCGUGUGUAUGUAUACAUACGUCUUUUACAUGCAUCUGUAGUUCGAUUUCUGAAAUAUGCAAUUGUUUGAUCAGUUGAGAAAUUUUUUUCCAUUUUAGCCACUUCAUCCAUGCAGUAUAUAAGUGAUGUAUUGGCAAAUUUGGUCCUCAACUUUUUGCUUUUGAUUAAAUAAAAUGUAACCUGACUUUCUGAUUAAAAAAACGUUGCUAUAUAACUAUAUAAGAAUUUAUUUGGUAAAUUUUCUCUCAUUUAUAAAAUGCUCUUCUCCCCAAUGCCUGCCCCCUUAGUUAAUAUACGCCAUGUUUUUGCUUCCGUAUAUAAACUUCCUUGUAUGUUAUUGAGACAAGUUCAUUCAGGUAUAAAUCGCUUAAAUUUGCACCAUGCAGUUCUGAAGGCUAAAAACAUUUGCAUGCACUACCCUCUACAGGAGACGACGUUUGAGUUAUAAAAACUGACUUAUACCCAGUCGUCUCUAAUUGGUUUUAUAACUGAAGAAUGCUGACAACCGAUAUCAUAGCAGUUUGAUUUUGCCACGAACCCUGCGUGAACAAAUGAACAUUUUCGAAAAAACUGUACACGCUCUUCUGCGCAGGUGUGCAAUAUCGAAUUUUAGCUGCCCUGUCAAAAUUAAUAUGAAAUAAUUUUCAUAUCAGUAAAAGAACUGCUUUGUCAAAAUGCUGGACUGUUGCCCAAAAAAUGCACAUCACUACACCUUAAACAGUUGAAAGCUUGCAUAAUCGAUGUUUCAAAAAUAAACUGUUGUUACAGUGGUCAAACAUUUCAUCUUACACUCCCCGGUGAUAUUUGCCUCCCUGAUUAGCCCACGUCAAAGUGGGCUGAGCCAAUUCUUUCAUUGACCAAUCAUAUGACUCGUAUGACAAUUAGAAGCGAUUAGGGAGGGAUUUAUUUGCACAUUCCAUGUAUCAAAUGACUCACAAGAAAAAUAUUUUAGCAGGUUUUUUGGCAUUUGGCUUCAGUACACGAUCUCAAUCCGGGAAGGAAACUUCUCAGUAAAUUAGUCAAAAGGAUCAUUUGCGGUCGAGCCAAGAUAUCCUGCGAGAAGUAUUACAACAUAACAGUUCUUGUUCUGAAAGAGAAUUGUGAAUUACAGAUUGAUCAGAUCUUCCUUCUUGAGGUAAGCUGUUAUGAUUUUUAGUUUCCAACUUUAUAUAGGCUAUAUACAUGCAUGUAUGUAUGUUUAGUAUAGUUGCAUGCAGUAAUUUUCAAAGCUUCAAUGGUUCAAAUAUAUUCAUCGCAAAUAUAUUCAUAAUUUAAAGGCUGGCUAAACCCCGUGUGUAUAUGAAAGACACAAGUUGCCGGUUAUUUUAAGGCUCAGCAGCCAGCAGGUGUAGUUUUGACAGAUUACAGCUGAUCUCUUAAUUUCAAAAGCACUGUCCUAAACAUGUUUUAAGUGCAGAAUAAGGUAUAUUUAUAUUAGUAUAGCAAACUGGUGUAGAUAUAUUACAGUUUUUGUGGAAUUUAGCAAUAUUUUAAGUAUACCUGUAGCUAUGCAGGCAAAUAUCAGAAUUUUUGGUUCAUUGCCAGUGGGUAUAAGCCCGGAAAAGUUUUAAAACUUCGAGGAUUAUUUGUAAUAUAAAUACUAAAUCAAAAUAGUGCAUUUCCGUGUACAACAUUUUACGUGCUAAUGCCAGCGCUUGUUUCGUUGUGGCGCGCAUCUUCAGCCAAAUGCGCAAAUUAGUUUCAAAAUUCAACUGCUGGAUCAGUUUCACUUUCAUUUGAUAGGAAAUACGGCUUAAAUUUGUUCAUCUUAUUUCAAUUGUUUUGCAUUUGUUAUAUAAAAACAUUCCUGCAUGCUUCUAGUUAUAGGGCUAUAUACUUUAUUGUUUUUCCGUAUUUUUGUUUUACAUGCAAAUAAUAGCCAUAGGAGUUGCGGUUUACUUGUAACCGCAGUUCAAGGACACAAACGUUUUUAGUUUCGUCAAUUAGGUUAGAGAAUAGUGGGUGCGGCACGUCACUCUUGCACAAUAUGUUAAUGCGGUAUUUUGUCAGUUAUUUGAUAUUUUUUCAUGUGAACGCAAGAUUAGCGGUCAACCAUGAAAUGAAAAUCCGUAUAUCAAAGAAUCAUCAGAUUAAGAGUCACCAGCCUUCAAUUUAUUUAACUAUACCUGAAAUGGGAAACUUUUAGUUUAUGCUAGAAAUACACUGCUACAUAUAGGAACACUCUGCAUGGGUGCUAGCCUAUAAUAGACAUUGAUUUAGUGUAAAUUUUAACACUAUUUUUGUUUUAGUGAACACCAACUAUACACUGGUCAAUUGUCAUAUUUACACCCAAUAAGUGCCAUAGGUGUUUCAAUACACUUAUUGGGUAUAAAGUUCGUGUUUCCCUAACACAAACAUGGUGUUAACAUUUAUACUAAAGUGUGUACAGAACUGCAAUUAUUUACACCAUUUUGGUGUUUUGCCAACGGCAACACCCAGAAAUUUAGACUGUAUACAGUCUGUACAAAUUAAUUAAAUGCUAUAUAGAGCAUGUAUAUAUAUAAAAGCACAUGAACUUUAGAUAUAUAUUGAUUUGAAAUUUAAGUUUAAAAAUAACAUAUAUGACUUAAACGUGUUUGCGUUCUAAAAAUCAAUUUUUCACGUCCUUGAAAAUUUCGCAACCAGGAAAUACCAUCACUGCAUGAUCAGUUGCAAUCUCAAAUUUCAAUUUCUCAACGAGAUACGGCCUGCGGAGGAGGUUGAUCAUCGUGAUAAUCCCCCGCCACCGGUAUCUCCUCCCUUGAUCUUCUCACAAACGAAAAGGAAAGUCGCCUUCUAGAUUGAAUAACUAUAAAUAAGCCGGAUCCACACUUUUUUAUGCGCGUUUGCGGGAAAUUCUCUUUCUUAACAAUUCAAGUUUUCUGUUAGAAUUUCUGAGUAUAUAAUUGUAUUAAUUGAUAGUGUAUAUGUAACUAAAAGUUAGCAAUUUUUGUUUUUUGGUUCUCAUAUUUCGGCAAAAACUCGGGCAAAUGUAUGUCUUAAGAACUUCUGCCAGUUAAAUCAACAAAGUUUCUUUGGUCAAAGUUUGUGAUUAUAUAUAAACCUCUUUAUUCAGAAUUUGAGUCUGAAGGUUGUAUGAAACUUUUAUAUGGAUAAAAUUGUAAUGUUUAUCAGCCUUUUUGACAAUUUGUACUUUUGGCUUUGUAGCAAACCACUGCUUUGAUCAAAUUGUUCGGAAGAGGUUCACAUAUUUUGAGCAAACGGCUUAGUUUGAAGAAAUAUGAUUCACGGCGCGCUUAAUUGACAUCUGAGUUCAGGCGGCUUAUACUCUGUAAGUGACUUAAGAACCACCUGAAAAAUAUACCUGAAGGAGAACUUCGACGGCGUUUCCCGACGAAGCAGGGCCUUCGCUCAAAGUUUAAUUCUUAUUGUUGCCACUACCUGCAUUAUAGUCCGUUCACGACUUAUAGAAACACUUAACCUAAGAGUAAAACUUAAUAUUUAAAACAGGUUAUUCAAAAGUUCUUUGAAAAAUUGAUCAGAUGUUAUUUUUAGUUUGUAUUUUUUAGGCUUCAUUGCUCACUCACUUUGCUCUAAUUAAUUAUACAUAUAUUAUGCUGCAGCUGUUCAAUGUGUGACUCAUUGAAUCGGAAUUUAGAGUCCAGGUGACCAAGUAAACAAAUGACUUCAUCGCACAAUAAACGUUCAUUUGUCAAGAUAUUGCACCAUAUAAACUAUUCUGCCAUAUAGAGUCAGUUGUACUGACUCAGUUGCGUGGGCUUCGGAUAAACUUUCUUUUGUAAUGUAUAGGAAAUUUGCAUGGGAAAUACCCCGAUAUCUGGCUAAUGAUUUACUAUUAAUGAUCUUUUUAGGGGGAAAGAGAAACAAUUAAAUUUUAAAAGCUUUUUUAAUGAAACACUUAUUGCGGUAUCAGCAAAAGGAAAUUUUUUGAUUCUUCGCAAAAAAUUAAAUAGAAAUAUAUCAAUGUUACACUCUGCAUGUCCUUUUCUAAAGAAAUCCCAUUCCAUCCAGAAUGAAUAACUUUUGAACAUUCAAUACUCAAUCAAUAAGCUUUUUCUUAAGCCUGGUUCACUGUCAAAGUUUCUGUUAUCCGGCAGUAAGAAUUUUGCAAUUGCGUCAGGUAACUAUUUUUGAGUGAGUUCCCUCAAACAUUUCUUACAAAUCCUUCAAAACUUAGCCUUUACCGAUGCAACAUUCCUGUAUAUACUGUCGGUGAUUACAGAAACUUUGAUAGUGUAAACCAGACUUUAGCCACGGUAUAUACCUUGAAAUCUAUAUAUACAUGCAAAUAAAAGCUAUGUAGGUAAAUGCCAAAAUUUAGGUUAUAUUUCUAUAGCACACUUCAUCUUUUUACUGAAUUUCCUUAUCCGGAGUUUUUAUUGUACGAAGGUUUAAUAUAUAUAACUCUGCCGUAUCUCGAUCUUGUCGCGAAUCUCAGUUGACUUUAUUCAUGAAAAACGUACUGUACAAUAAGCCGUACGUGCCAAUUGGUUGGGUUUAAACCAUCUGGAAUUAGGACGCGGCUUUCGGAUGUUAUAAGCGAAGACUGAGACUUGGUUUAUACAGUCAAAGACGAUGACGGAAAUCAGAGAGAGAGGGCGAUCGCCUUUUUUGGUGUGGUCUGUGUAGGAAGAGGAAAAUAGAAGAUAGAUCAGUCCUCGCACGAAAGAUGUUCUCUUACAAAGUGUUUGUGUUAUGAUAUUUUUUAGGUUAACUACCUGAAAAUAUCAUUACACAACACUUUGUAGAGUGCUGCCUACAUUGGGGAUCGAGGAAAUGAGAGAGGACUUUUUUGAUGUGUUCUGGGUGGGAAGAGGAAAAUAGAAGAUAUAUAUCCUCGCACGAAAGAUCUUCUCUCACAAAGUGUUUUUGUAAUGAUAUUUUUCAGGUAGUUUAGACACAAAACACGACAGCUAGCUUCAGACUGUAGAAUGCUACCUACAUUGGGCCACCACAUUUGAGAUAUCAUUUUCAGGUAGUUCAGAAACACGGUAGCUUAAUAUUGAAAAAUGCUACCUACAAUGGACCCCCAUAUUUGGGAUAUCUUUUAAUUAAUUCACAGACACAAACCACGGCAGCUUAUAUUCAGUAUAACUAUAUACAUGCCUUAGUAUCCAUCUUCAGUAUAUAUAUCAUUAAAACUCAUUAAUAUAUCAGACACUAAUGCACUUCAUAAACUUCAAAUAUGUCUUUGUCUUUUGAUAUCGGAUAUGUAAACACUAAAUAUACAUAAUUUGGGGAAAGCACUUUUUGAAAAUUGCAGAAAAGCGAAACUCGCGCUUAUCCAUGACGGGUGACGUAUUUUGAAAUAAUGAAACUGAUACACAUGCAUGUCUUAUGAUUCCAAUUAUCGCCUCCUACUAAUCCCUCUUAACUGCAUUACAUAGUUUUAAAAAAAAAAUUUCGCAGCCUAAAUAUGUAGAAAUUAGACCAGCUUUACCCUGUUUUUCUUUGCUAUAGCCAUAUACCCACACUUCAAGCCAAAAUUAAUAAAUGAAUAUCGUGGAAAUAACUGUAAUCUAAAAUUUUGCUUUGCAUUUUAUCCUAAAUUUCCCAUACUGUAUAAACACCACCGCAUGCGUCAUCACAUGUUUGUCCGAAGCACUUCAAGCUCGUGCUGGCGGUGAGGAGAAGCGGGGCUUGAAAACAAUCAACUUUUAAAUUAGUUAAUACACAAAAAAUAAAGAUGUUUAGACAGGCUGUUUGACUAGUUCUUAUGAAAACCCUAGGGAUAAAACCGUCAAGAAAUGAUACAAAAAUUUAAAAAUCAACGAUAGUUUAUCAUACACUAAAUCAAGCUGUUUGAAUGAAGCUAGUCUGAAAAUAUUGUAGAAACGAUAUCAUUUGAUUAAUAUCCUAGGAUAAGCAGAAUGUUAGACCCUAUAUUUCUAUUCUUGAAUUAUUAUUCAACAAAAUUUUUCCUCUGCGCUAAAGAAUUGACCUCCAAUGAGCGAUUAUUAUAUAUAUACGACGUACUUUUCAACAGACAACAUCAUGAAAUCUUGCCUUUGUUUCCACGCGCAUGCGCUGAUGGUUGAAAGCUAUUUUAAGACCUUUGGGGAGGAUAUAUAAAUCGCACAGCAACGCUAUAAACAGCGACACAGCUAUCACAACCGCAAGCUGUUAAUCAUUGAGUCAUUAUCAAGCAAAGCGAAAGAAGAUUUAUUUAUUUCCAGUGAAAGAUAUUUAACUGUAAUACAGCGUUUAUAAAGCAAACUUGGUUAGUAUUAUCGAAUAUUAUGUCUAUAAUGUACUGUAGUCCGUUUUAUUAUGAAAUUUUGGCCAAAUAAUGUUCGUGUAUAAUGUUAAUUGUUGACACAAGACGAUUAAUAUCACACAAGUGACACAACUGAUAUUCAGCCAAGCAAAUUAUUUGAAUUUGACUAUAAUCUUCACUAUAAUAAUAUUUUAUUUCUAUGUUUAAACGAAUGGAAAGCUUAAGACAAUUGUGUAUUGAAUAUUGUAGUCGAAUUCGAGGGUAAACCAGCGUACCAUUGAAAAAUAUCUAGUGCAAGGCGUUAACGCUAAUGAAUAGCUUCGUCUUUGCCUUUGGUACUGCUUUCAUACUGCUUUUAUAUGGUGGCAAAAAUGAUGAAAUUGUGUAGAGAUUAUAGUCGUACAGGAUUUCAUUCCGACUGCAUGUGCGAUAUAUAUUAUAUAUUAUACGCGGUGCAUGGAAGCUAAUUUGGUCGCGCGGAUGCUAUAAUUUGUUUGUACAAUGAUCUGCAAUGUGCCCAGUCUGCCAGCCUCGUUAAAAUGUCGAAUUCAACCACUGAAUCCUAUGUUACAGUUUUAAUAAUAUAGUCAACAGCCAUUCCUUUCUGGUAUUAACUAUUAAGGGUGGUUUAUACAAUCGAAGUUUCUAUGAUCAAAGACAAAGUGUGCGACAGUGUUUAAACUUCAUUCAAAGACACAAAUUUGAGUUUAAAAAUCGUUGAAUCGAAGUGGGAAUACCAUGCAUGACUGAUGAUCUGAUCCGCGGUGAUCACAGAAGCUUCUACUGUGUAAAGUAACCUUUUACAACAGCAUGAAAUAGCUAUACCACAAGUCAAAACUGUGGAGUUCAAUUGCGUGAAGUAUUUAAUUUCAUGCUUGACGAUGCUACAAUCAACAGAUCAAAUAAUGGACCUGUCUUCGGCUUUGGUUUCAUUGUUUAAAAUUAUUUUACAAAGACAAUAAACACUCGAUUCCCACUGACAGUGGCAUGAAGAAAAAUUAUCCGAUGCUUGCCUCUUCGGGAGAGAGAAUACAGUAUUAAUAUCUGAUCAUAUGGAUUAUGGGCAUGCAUAUUAUGACUCGAGAUAAGAUUAAUUGAAAAGAUUAAAUUUAAUCUACAAUAGUUUAGUUUAGCAUUUACCGCUAUUGAUAAUGAGUCAUGACUCGUGAGUGCUAAUAUAUGAUAAGAAAGCUUCGGAUUAAUAGCGAUUCAACCACCUGAAGAAUAAAAGGAGAACUUCGUCUUCAACGUUUUGACGAAGUGCCUUCGCUCGAAACGUCGAAGUUCUCCUUGUGUUUUUCAUUUAGUUGUAUUCCUAUCAAUCCAAAGCUUUCCCUUUCUUUCUUUCUUGUUCUCUGUAAUAGACUAUAUAGCAUGUAUAUAGCAGUAUGGCCUUAACAAAAAUAUAUUAAUCUUCACUCACCAAUGUUAAAUCUAUUACAGAAACCAUCAUAACAUUAUCCCAACAAAGUUCAAAUUUAAAAUGGGUAUUUCGCUAAAACGAAGUAACAGCCGUCGACGCAGCCUUCGACGGACAGAAAGCAAGGAAAGACAGGCGAGGAACCGUGAUGCUCGUCAAAAUGCGGCGAAUAUGCGAGGCAAUGGCGUAUCCAAUGAAGAACGAGGGACGCUCAGUGAUAUUGGAUCUGCGUUAAGAGCUGUCGGAGACUCGUUGAAUAACAGCCGAUCCAGCGGUCUCGAUCGUGCGCAUGAAAAUUAA